GCGAGCAGGACGCGGUUUUUUUUUUUUGUGGUCGCGUCUCCUCCGUCCAAACACGUACAAGUUGAAAAAGAGGGGGAUUAUUAUCAUUAUUAUUAUUAUUAUUACUAUAAUUAUUAGCGGCUGGUUCUGGACGGAUGUGUUGCGCACGUGCAGAGAGGGAAACCACUCCGCCGAGCAUCUUUUCUUCUUCUUCUCCUCCUCCUCCUGACUCUCUCAUUUGGAAGGACGCCAGCCCUGCCGAUCCUUGCAAGUUGGCUCCAAUAAUUUGUGACAUUGUCUGUCAGACAUCAGUGAAUCGAUUCUUUAAAGAAGAAAAAAAAUUGAACGAUCCCUUCCCUCCUCCUCCUCCUCCUCCUCCUCCUCCUCUUCUUCUUCUUCUUCUCUUCCACUCACCACCUUCUUAUAAAUAUGCGACCCGGCGUGCUCGGCUCGCCUCGGUCCAUCCUCGGCGUGCAGCAGGAUAUGAUUCUUGCUGAUUUUUGAUCGUCUUCCUUUCUUGUCCAUGCAAGACCCGGAGUGGAAACAUGUCUGUCCACUUCUCUGAGAGGACCCCGGCUGUCAGAGAUGGCAUUCUGGUCCGGCACUUUCACCUCUAAAGUGCCCAGGAAAAUCUUGUUCAUGUUCACCCUGUCCCUGUCGGUCACCUACUUGUUCUACAGCUUGAUGAGCUGCUACAACUCGCUCCAGUUCCCGCUGCAGGACAACUUUGCCUACCAGGCUCGGCUGGCCACCGAGGAGACCACUUUGGUGAGGGACCAACUUUACUCCACCUCCGCUGAGGCCGAGUUCACCCACAGGAGCACGGUGGUCUCCAUCGUGCACCGGGAUGAGGCGCUGGCGGAGGACGAGGAGGAGGAGGACCGCCAUGCCCGGCCGCCGUCCGCCACCGAGUCCACGCGCCAGCGGGCGGUCAGCACCACGGAGGGCGACCUGCGGGUGAACUGCACCUCGGAUUACGGCGAGAAGAAGCUCCCGCAAGCCAUCAUCAUCGGGGUGAAGAAAGGCGGCACCCGGGCGCUGCUGGAGGCUCUCAGGGUGCACCCGGAUGUCAGGGCCGUGGGGAACGAGCCGCACUUCUUCGACAGGAACUACGAGAAGGGUCUGGACUGGUACAGGUGA
Entelurus aequoreus (snake pipefish) is the source of this 1119-nucleotide messenger RNA. RefSeq names its product heparan sulfate glucosamine 3-O-sulfotransferase 4-like. Bases 565 to 1119 code for a protein of 184 amino acids. The transcript has a single exon. The record is from RefSeq and is a predicted model, not a curated record. Gene Ontology annotation, molecular function: [heparan sulfate]-glucosamine 3-sulfotransferase activity. NCBI's taxonomy places the organism in Eukaryota, Metazoa, Chordata, Actinopteri, Syngnathiformes, Syngnathidae.